Molecule: messenger RNA, 2022 nt
Organism: Lingula anatina
Lineage: Eukaryota; Metazoa; Brachiopoda; Lingulata; Lingulida; Lingulidae
Product: sperm-associated antigen 6
Biological process (GO): cilium movement
Cellular component (GO): microtubule cytoskeleton
Molecular function (GO): microtubule binding
Source: RefSeq, a predicted model, not a curated record
ACAAACGAAGUGUGUGCGAGAGGUGCAUAAAAUAGUUUCUCGGUAUAUUACGGCCCUUUUCUGGAAAAUUUAUCACGACAAGAUAGAAGACCAAAAUCAAUAUGAGUCAGAGACAAGUGUUGCAAGUUUUUGAGCAAUACCAAAAAGCUCGCACACAGUUUGUGCAAACAGUGGCAGAACUUGCUUCAAGGCCACAGAAUAUUGAAACCCUGCAGAAUGCUGGUGUGAUGUCCCUGCUGCGCCCACUGUUGCUGGACAUAGUGCCUACUAUACAACAGACUGCAGCUCUGGCCCUAGGAAGACUGGCCAACUACAAUGAUGAUCUGGCUGAGGCAGUGGUCAAAGGGGACAUCCUCCCACAGUUGGUGUACUCUUUGGCAGAGCAGAAUAGAUUCUACAAGAAAGCAGCAGCUUUUGUUCUGCGAGCCGUGGCCAAGCACUCCCCACAGCUUGGCCAGUCUGUGGUGGACUGUGGGGCACUGGACGCACUGGUCAUCUGUCUGGAGGAGUUUGACCCUGGGGUCAAGGAGGCUGCUGCCUGGGCCCUAGGAUACAUUGCAAGACAUAAUGCAGAGCUGGCACAGGCUGUAGUGGAUGCCGGGGCCGUUCCUCUUCUGGUUCUCUGCAUCCAGGAACCUGAGCUGUCACUGAAGCGUGUAGCAGCCUCCGCCCUGAGUGACAUCUGCAAGCACUCCCCUGAGCUGGCCCAGACUGUGGUAGACGCUGGCGCCAUUGCUCACCUGGCUCAGAUGGUCCUCAACCCUGACGCCAAACUCAAGCGCCAAGUGUUCUCUGCUCUCAGUCAGAUCGCCAAGCACUCUGUAGACCUGGCUGAGAUGGUUGUGGAGGCGGAGAUCUUCCCUGCCGUGCUGACCUGCCUGAAAGACCAAGAUGAAUAUGUCCGCAAGAAUGUGGCUACACUAAUCAGAGAGAUUGUCAAACACACACCAGAGCUUGCCCAGCUGAUAGUGAAUGCUGGUGGUGUGGCUGCAGUGGUGGAUUACGUUGGAGACUCCAAGGGUAAUGUGCGCCUCCCUGGAAUCAUGAUGCUGGGAUAUGUGGCCGCACACUCUGAAAACCUCGCCAUGGCUGUUAUUGUGUCAAAGGGUGUAGUGCAACUUGCUAUAGCAUUAUCAGAAGAACCAGAAGACCACAUCCAGGCUGCGGCUGCCUGGGCACUGGGUCAGAUAGGCAGACACACGCCAGAACACGCCAAGGCUGUGGCAGUGGCCAAUGUGCUCCCGAAACUACUCCACUGUUAUCUUAGAGCUGACUCUUCAGAAGACCUGCAAACUAAGUCCAAGAAAGCAUUGAAGAACAUCCUGCAGAAAUGUGUCCACCUGCCUGCCUUGGAACCCCUCCUCCACGACGCUCCUCCCAACAUUCUCAAGCACGUUGUCGGUCAGUUCAGCAAAGUAUUACCACACGACUCCAAGGCACGCAGAUUAUUUGUCACCAGUGGCGGGUUGAAGAAAAUACAGGAGAUCAAGGCAGACCCAGGCUCAGCACUGGCAGAGUACAUUAACACAAUCAACAAUUGCUAUCCAGAAGAAAUUGUCAAGUAUUACUCCCCUGGUUACUCUGAUACUCUCUUGGACCGUGUAGAGAGCUACAUGCCGCAGGACUAAAUUACGAUGACAACUUAUUUUUUACGAACUGAACAUUUGUAACCAACUCACCUGUUUCAUCAUCUGGAGGAGGACUGACUUUUCAUAUUACUUCUUUAAAGUUACUGACAGUGAGGAAAUGAAUCAACUUUCUCUUUUGAAGAACAAUGCAGUCACAGAUUAAAAUCACUGAACCUGUUGAAGAUAACUUCUUGGCCUAACUUACCAUGGAUUUUUGGUAUUCAGUUUUGUCAGUUAAAAUAAUUGAAAGAAAGUGUUCUAGAAUUAGUUUGAAAAAUGGAAACAGUAAAAGAAAAUAUUUUUUUGUUUUGCCUCAAAGGAUAUGUGAUAUCAUAGUAGUACAUUUGGCAAUGCUAUUUUUAAAACUAAUUAUAAAAAAGUUAAUAGUUUAGAA